Molecule: messenger RNA, 6075 nt
Organism: Saccharomyces eubayanus
Lineage: Eukaryota; Fungi; Ascomycota; Saccharomycetes; Saccharomycetales; Saccharomycetaceae
Gene: CYR1
Product: adenylate cyclase
Exons: 1
Coding region: 1-6075 (2024 amino acids)
Biological process (GO): cAMP biosynthetic process; intracellular signal transduction
Molecular function (GO): adenylate cyclase activity; magnesium ion binding; protein binding
Source: RefSeq, a predicted model, not a curated record
AUGUCAUCAAAUCAUGCUACUAGUCCAGAAACCUCUGGCUCUCAUGAACAACAAGAUUUACAGAAUUUACCCUCGGAAACAUAUGAUGUGAAAGCACACGAUGACUCACCCAAGUUCAAGAAGCAUUACGAACAAAAUAAUGGGAACAAGUCAAGAAGGAAUAGUGCAUAUAGUUAUUAUAGCCCUCGUUCGCUUUCCAUGACUAAAAGCAAAGAAAGCAUUGCUCCGAAUAGCGUAGACGACGCAAAUACUUCAAACACAGGACAUUCAAGGCCUGCAGAGCCAAGAAUGAAAAGGGGCCCACAUCUGCUGAAGAAAACAUUAAGUAGUCUUUCGAUCAAUAGCAACCAUGAUGAUUCUAAAAACCACGAUUACGCUUUGAACUCUUCCAAAACCCAUAACUACCUAUCCUCUUACAGCCAUCAUGAGCCACAUCAUGACCACCAUCAUAUGCAGUUUUUGCCCAAUAGGAAGCAGUCGUUUGCUGAAAGCUUGUUCAAGAGAUUUGCAGGAUCGAGUAGCCACGACAAUAAUAAGGCAGGUAAGGAUAAUAGAGUUGCUAGCUUAUCCCUGUCAACAGCCACUCCCGCGCCCGCAAAUAGAAAGCCAUCGAAGGACUCCACACUAUCUUCCCACUUGGCAGAUAAUGUGCCGAAUACUUUAAGAAGAAAAAUGUCCUCUUUAGUUCGUGGAUCUUCUGUUCACGAUGUAAAUAAUAUAAGUGCGGACAAACAAAUCAAACCAAAAAUUGCUCCACCACCAGAGAGUACGUUGCAUUCGUCGGAUGUUCCUAAUAGCAAACGUUCACACAGAAAAAGUUUUUUACUAGGAUCUACAUCCUCUUCAAGCAGUAGAAGAGGUUCUAAUGUGAGCUCAAUUACAAACAGUGACAAUGCAAGUAUGGCGACUUCAGGGAGCCAUGCUAUCCAUCAUAAUAUACCUAAUAUAUCGCCGACUACUAAAAGUAAAGAAAGCGUUGAUAGCGAAUCUGCUGAUCGCUCUAAUAACAAAGUCGCAUUAAAGCCCAAUGAUAACAUUCCAGAAAUCCCUAGUAUUGAAGAUGAAAGCGAAGCUGUAGUACCGACGAUGGAAAAGCCUAUUGCAUAUAAGCCAUCCCUUUUCAGGUUGGAUACGAACCUUGAAGAUGUGACUGAUAUAACAAAGACUAUUCCGCCUACGGCUGCCAACUCUACAAUAAAUUCUACGUAUGGUACUGAAACAGCCUCGCCUAAGACGGUAGCUAUGCCAGAAGGUCCAAGAAAAUCUGUUUCGAUGGCUGAUCUUGCUAGAGCUGCAGCUGUUCCUAACCCUAAUUUUACCUCAACUUCAAAUGAUAGGUCACAAUGGGUAGCACCACAGAGUUGGGAUGUAGAAACUAAAAGGAAAAAAUCAAAGCCCAAAGGAAGGUCUAAAUCACGAAGAACAAGUAUAGAUGCCGACCCGCUUGAUCCAAUGUCACCGGCACCGCUAUCCAAAAAAGACUCUCGUUACCACAAAAGUCGCCAUCACCAUCACCAUCAGGACCUGAAAGAUAAUGCGUCGUCAAUUACAGCGGACGCUAGUAAUUCAAGCUUUGUUGAUAUAUUAAAAGAAAAUAUUUCAAACGACGGAAAGAACUCAGUUGACCCGAAGUCUGUGAACCGUCUAAGAAGUAACUUGACUAUGAGCCCCCCGAGUAUACGAGAUGCUCCAUCAAAUUUAGACGGGGACUACGACACUUCAUCCACUUCCUCAUCCUUGCCGUCUUCAUCGAUUAGCUCAGAGGAUUCUUCCUCAUGUAGUGAUUCGUCUUCAUAUACCAAUGCGUAUAUGGAAGCUAACCAAGAUGAAGAUAACAAAACACCGACUUUGAAUAAAGCGAAAUCGUAUACUAAAAAAUUUACAUCAUCCUCAGUAAAUAUGAAUUCGUCAGAUGGCACUCAGAAUGGUUCAGGAUUAUUAUUACAGGAUGAGAAAGAUGAUGAGGUCGAGUGUCAACUGGAACAUUACUAUAAAGACUUCAGUGAUCUAGAUCCCAAAAGGCAUUAUGCAAUUCGUAUUUUCAACACUGACGACACCUUCACUACUCUAUCCUGCACUCCAGCAACUACCGUUGAAGAGAUAAUCCCUGCACUGAAAAGAAAAUUCAACAUCACCGCACAAGGGAACUUUCAAAUUUCCUUGAAAGUGGGGAAAUUAUCCAAGAUUUUAAGACCGACAUCCAAGCCUAUUUUAAUUGAAAGAAAGCUUUUACUUUUAAACGGCUAUCGAAAGUCAGAUCCGCUUCAUAUUAUGGGUAUUGAAGAUCUAAGUUUUGUUUUCAAAUUUCUUUUUCAUCCCGUAACGCCUUCUCACUUUACACCAGAACAAGAGCAAAGAAUAAUGAGAAGUGAAUUCGUUCACGUGGACUUGAGAAACAUGGAUCUAACUACACCUCCUAUAAUUUUUUACCAACAUACGUCAGAAAUAGAAAGUUUGGAUGUGUCAAAUAAUGCAAACAUUUUCUUACCGUUGGAAUUUAUAGAAAGUUCAAUAAAGUUACUCAGUUUAAGAAUGGUUAACAUCAGGGCCUCCAAAUUUCCUUCCAAUAUUACAGAGGCAUACAAACUAGUAUCAUUAGAAUUACAGAGGAAUUUCAUAAGAAAAGUCCCAAAUUCAAUUAUGAAGUUGGGUAACCUAACAAUACUAAAUCUUCAAUGUAAUGAACUUGAAAGUCUACCCGCCGGAUUUGUUGAAUUAAAGAAUCUUCAACUGUUGGAUCUGUCUUCAAAUAAGUUCAUGCACUACCCAGAAGUUAUCAACCAUUGUACCAACCUUUUACAAGUAGAUCUAUCAUAUAAUAAAAUUCAGAGCUUACCGAAGUCCACAAAGCAGCUAGUAAAGCUUGCAAAAAUGAACCUCUCUCACAAUAAAGUGAACUAUAUAGGUAACUUAUCGGAAAUGACCAACUUAAGAACUUUGAACCUAAGGUAUAACAGAAUAUCAUCAAUUAAAACCAACGCAUCUAAUUUGCAAAACCUCUUUUUGACAGAUAAUAGAAUAUCUAAUUUUGAGGACACUUUGCCUAAGUUAAGAACCCUUGAAAUCCAAGAAAACCCAAUUACUUCCAUAUCUUUUAAAGAUUUUUAUCCUACGAAUAUGACAAGUUUGACGUUAAACAAAGCGCAGUUGUCUAGUAUUCCUGGAGAACUACUCACCAAAUUAUCGUUCCUCGAAAAACUAGAGUUGAAUCAGAAUAAUUUAACCAGAAUACCAGAGGAAAUUUCAAAGUUGACCAAAUUGGUUUUUCUUUCCGUAGCGAGAAACAAAUUAGAGUAUAUUCCACCGGAGUUGUCGCAGCUUAAGAGUUUAAGGUCAUUAGACCUACAUUCUAACAACAUAAGAGACUUUGUUGAUGGUAUGGAAAAUCUUGAGCUAACAUCUCUAAAUAUUUCAUCGAACGCAUUCGGUAAUUCAAGCUUGGAAAACUCCUUUUAUCAUAAUAUGUCAUAUGGUUCGAAACUGUCAAAGAGCUUGAUGUUUUUUGUGGCCGCAGAUAAUCAAUUUGACGACGCUAUGUGGCCGCUCUUUAACUGCUUUGUCAAUCUAAAAGUGCUAAAUCUCGCUUAUAACAAUUUUUCUGAUGUAUCGCACAUGAAGCUUGAGAGUAUUACUGAAUUGUACCUCUCUGGUAACAAGCUUACAACAUUAUCAGGUGAUACAGUUUUGAAAUGGAGUUGUCUGAAAACUUUGAUGUUGAAUAGUAACCAAAUGUUAUCUUUACCUGCCGAAUUAUCAAAACUGUCUCAGCUAAGCGUAUUUGACGUUGGAGCUAAUCAAUUAAAGUAUAACAUAUCGAACUAUCACUAUGAUUGGAAUUGGAGGGACAAUAAAGAAUUAAAGUAUUUGAAUUUUUCAGGAAAUCGUAGGUUUGAAAUAAAGUCCUUUGCAAGUCACGAUAUUAACGCUGAUUUGUCAGAUCUAACUGUACUACCUCAAUUAAAGGUGUUGGGGUUAAUGGACGUAACUUUAAAUACUACCAAAGUUCCGGAUGAAAAUGUCAAUUUUCGUUUAAGAACUACUGCAUCGAUUAUUAACGGAAUGCGCUAUGGUGUUGCAGAUACACUGGGUCAAAGAGACUAUGUAUCAUCUCGUGAUGUUACUUUUGAAAGAUUUCGUGGAAAUGACGACGAGUGCUUACUGUGUCUUCAUGACAGCAAAAAUCAAAAUGCCGAUUAUGGCCAUAAUAUCUCGAGAAUCGUCAGAGAUAUUUAUGAUAAAAUAUUAAUUAGACAACUGGAAAGAUACGGAGACGACACGGACGACAAUAUAAGAACUGCUCUUCGUUUUAGUUUUUUGCAAUUAAAUAAGGAGAUCAACGGGAUGCUAAAUUCUGUCGAUAAUGGCGCUGAUGUCGCUAACCUAUCAUACGCGGAUCUACUAAGUGGUGCUUGUUCUACUGUGAUAUACAUCAGAGGAAAAAGACUUUUUGCGGCAAACCUGGGUGAUUGUAUGGCGGUCUUAUCCAAGAAUAAUGGUGAUUACCAAACGUUGACUAAACAACAUCUCCCAACAAAGAGAGAAGAGUACGAAAGAAUUCGGAUAUCUGGCGGGUAUGUAAACAAUGCUAAAUUGGAUGGCGUUGUAGACGUAUCUCGAGCUGUCGGGUUUUUUGAUUUGCUUCCUCACAUUCAUGCCUCUCCUGACAUUUCUGUCGUAACUCUGACAAAGGCAGACGAAAUGCUAAUCGUAGCAACACAUAAGUUAUGGGAAUACAUGGAUGUAGAUACGGUCUGUGAUAUUGCUCGUGAGAAUAGUACCGAUCCACUUCGCGCAGCAGCAGAAUUGAAGGACCAUGCUAUGGCUUAUGGUUGCACUGAAAACAUUACUAUUUUAUGUCUUGCUCUUUAUGAAAACGUCCAGCAACAGAAUAGAUUUACCCUGAAUAAAAGCUCUUUAAUGACAAGAAGAAACACAUUCGAAGAUACCACAUUAAGAAGGCUACAACCUGAAAUUUCUCCACCAACAGGUAACCUAGCGAUGGUAUUCACCGAUAUAAAGAGUUCAACGUUUUUGUGGGAGCUAUUUCCGAACGCAAUGAGGACCGCUAUAAAAACUCACAACGAUAUUAUGCGUCGUCAACUACGGAUUUACGGAGGUUACGAAGUAAAAACAGAGGGUGAUGCCUUUAUGGUAGCGUUUCCAACACCAACUAGUGGCCUAACAUGGUGCUUAAGUGUCCAAUUGAAACUUUUGGAUGCACAGUGGCCAGAAGAGAUUACCUCUGUUCAAGACGGUUGCCAGGUUACAGAUAGAAACGGCAACAUUAUUUAUCAAGGUUUAUCAGUUAGAAUGGGUAUUCAUUGGGGUUGUCCCGUUCCAGAGCUUGAUUUAGUGACUCAAAGAAUGGACUAUUUAGGACCAAUGGUAAAUAAGGCAGCGAGAGUCCAGGGUGUUGCUGACGGGGGCCAGAUAGCAAUGAGUAGUGAUUUCUAUUCCGAAUUCAAUAAGAUAAUGAAGUAUCAUGAGCGUGUAGUAAAGGGCAAGGAGUCGUUAAAAGAAGUAUAUGGUGAAGAAAUUGUCGGGGAAAUCCUGGAAAGGGAAAUUGCAAUGCUAGAAAGCAUCGGCUGGGAGUUUUUCGAUUUUGGUGAACACAAACUAAAGGGGCUAGAAACCAAAGAACUUGUUACGAUCGCAUAUCCUAAGAUUCUUACCUCCAGGCAUGAAUUUGCAUCUGAAGAUGAACAGUCAAAACUAAUUAACGAAUCGAUGUUGUUUCGUCUAAGAGUAGUUUCAAAUAAACUAGAGUCUGUGAUUUCGGCUUUGAGUGGUGGCUUCAUUGAAUUAGACUCUCGAACAGAGGGAAGUUAUAUCAAAUUUAACCCAAAGGUAGAAAAUGGUAUUAUGCAAUCAAUCUCAGAAAAGGAUGCUUUGUUAUUUUUUGAUCAUGUAAUCACUAGAAUUGAAUCCAGCGUGGCACUACUGCAUCUACGGCAACAGAGAUCUUCAGGAUUGGAGAUAUGUAGAAACGAUAAAUCAUUUGGUCAGAGCAAUAUUUUUAGUAUCGUUGAUGAGCUUUUAGAAAUAGUCAAAGUAGUUAGGGAUCUAUCAGCAUGA